AUGGAUGUCCUUCUUGAGAAGUUGAGUUCGCGUCGAUCUACCACAUACCUACAUGGCUUGAUACAGUUCGUGAGUCCUAAUGACUGUCACUACGGUGCUACGCAGCUUUUGAAGUCUGUGGUGGCGAGGGAGAAGAACCCUCCUUUUGGGCUAGGGGUUCUCACUCAAUUCCAGGAGGGCAAGGAGGUUCUGGCGUUUCUGCCGACAUUUUCUAAAGACGGUUAUGAUGCGAAUUUGCAGUUUUUCGUGAAUAGCAUGCAGGCAGGCGCGCCGUGGGAACGGAGCUCGCAGUGGUUGAAUAUGACCACACAAGGGGGACUGGUUGUUCAGCUGAAUUCUGAAUCGACCAACUCGUUGACCGCCUUGAAACGUGUCGACUUACCGCUUAACAAUGUCUCGGCGGAGUCCGUAGGAGGUGCCGGUAACAACGUCGCUGGAGCUUCCACUAUAGUGGACUUUGGAGGCUUCCCAUCUCCCUCAGCUAUGCCUGGCAAUGUGGCUGCGGUCUCGACGUUUGCCACACUACGAUGCCAGUAUGAGAGCGCUGUUUCUUCUUUGCUUGACUGCAGUUUCAGCUACACAACCGAUUCGGAGCCGCUGAGCAGAGUGGCGCAGUUCUCUCGAAGUGCUUGUUCUGAUAUGAUCGGGAACAAUGUGUGGUCGCAUAUGGAACACUCUGAGGAUCUCAGUAUGGGCUACCCUGAAAUUUCAGAGGCUAGUUCGGGAUAUUAUGAUGACUACUGUUUGAAGGAGUUCGAAGAUGGACGGCUCGUUUGGUCGAUGUCAAUGCUGCCGUUGGAAUGUCGGAACACCGAUCUCAAAGGGCAGGGCCAGGCGGCGUAUAUGGUGUUGCGAGGAGUUCCUAAUGUGGCUUGGUAUCUGUAUGGUACAUAUCCUUCUGCUGGUGACUGUAACUCUAAUACGGACUGGGAUGGGAGCAUAUUUCAGCAAGUGCAACAGGAUUGCAAUUCGAGAGAAGGAAGUUGGGUAUGUGUAGCACCGGGCGCUUGCACAAUUGAAGUAAAACCGACACCACGCACUGACUUCACCUGGGUGGCCUAUGUCGUUGUCAUCAUAGUGGUGGCGAUCAUAGCUGCGUCUCUGCUCAUUCGAGCAGUGUGUUCUCGAGACGGUCUCACUUCAGCUGGCGCUGUAUUAGAUGCCAAGUCCUCGGGAGGUGUGGUGACACUGUCUGGAGGUUCCAGCACUGAUUCUGUCAGUCAAGCUCGACUACGAAGGGAAACCCAAAGGCAAUCGAAUCCUGACAUGCAUUUCGACAUGCCAGCGGAGAAGGUAGCGAAAGUCGUGGCAGCUGCUAAGGCUAGGGUGCACGGCAAUGAUAGUUGUCGAAGCUUUGAUGCUAAUGAGAGUCCACUGAGCGAAGGCUCUGGCUUCAUGAGCACGCCAGUUUCUCGGCAUAACUCAUCCGUUUUGGGAGAAGAGUCUUCUGAGACUCUCAAGCAACGAUACGUCCGCCAGAAAUUCACAAAUCCUCGUAGUGUGCCCAGGGGCGCACUUGACCCAUCACGACGGGUGGUGGUAAGGCGACGAUAACUGUUUGCGGAAGAUUUCACUGUUUAGUGCAUGCAUGAACGACUUCCUCCAUUCUUGGGUAUCUGGGUGUGCGUAUCCUAUUCAUAACAUAAUCUUCGCUGCGCGUAAUUUCCUUCAACGUUACUCUCUUACGUAUUGGUGC
This is a messenger RNA of Perkinsus marinus ATCC 50983, 1696 nucleotides long. RefSeq lists its product as hypothetical. NCBI's taxonomy places the organism in Eukaryota, Perkinsozoa, Perkinsida, Perkinsidae. The transcript is spliced from 15 exons. The record is from RefSeq and is a predicted model, not a curated record. The coding region runs from base 1 to 1554 and encodes 517 amino acids.